This is a messenger RNA of Schistosoma haematobium, 2602 nucleotides long. RefSeq lists its product as uncharacterized. Gene Ontology annotation, molecular function: serine-type endopeptidase activity. NCBI's taxonomy places the organism in Eukaryota, Metazoa, Platyhelminthes, Trematoda, Strigeidida, Schistosomatidae. Bases 290 to 1768 code for a protein of 492 amino acids. The transcript is spliced from 6 exons. The record is from RefSeq and is a predicted model, not a curated record. Gene Ontology annotation, biological process: proteolysis.
AUACAAAUGUAAACAUAAAUGUAAAUACUAAAAUACAGUUGCCGAAAUGCCAGUCAGAUUCGAUCACCAUCACCACCACCAUCAUCAUCAUACACAUUAAGGUACUUGUUCUCAUCAUCAUAACAUUUGAAUAUUCACUUAUUUAGUAAAUAAACCAAUCAAAUUUACAUGGUGUAAUAUUAUUGGCUAAAAAAAUUUUUUGUUAAACUUUCAGGUCGCUGAUAUAUAUAUAAGUAGAUAGAUAUUGUGGUAUACAAUUCGAUUACAAUUUAUCAUUAUUACUAUUAUUAUGAGCUUAAUAAACAUAUACAUAAUCUACCUUAUAUGUUUUAUUUUAUUAUUAAUUCAAAAGAAUAAUACAUCUGAAUAUGAUUCUAAUAAAGAGUAUAUUGAUGGAGAAGCAUUGAAUCGAUUCAUAAGCGAUACUGAUGAUGACAAUGAUCAUCAUGUUCAUCAUAAUCAUCGUCAUCAUCAACAAGAUCGUCACCAUCGACGAGAUAUUCAUAAAAAUGUCGGACGAAAAACUCAAUUGAAAUUGUUUCCAUGGCGUAUACAUUUUAAUCGACCAAAUACUCAAGAAAUGUAUGUAUUCAAUACAGACCGUUAUAGUAAUUGGUCAGAUUGGAAAGAAUGUUUACCAAUGGAAUGUAUUGAAAUACGUUAUCGUAAAUGUUUAGAUAAUUCAUGGAAAACAAUAUCACCAAAUCUUAUUCAUACAACUAGAUGUAUAUCAAAAUAUUAUACAGAGAAACGUACAUGUUUAAAUAAGACUCAAUGUAAUGAACAUACUGGUGAACAAAUUAUCAAAAAUCUAACUAAUACAUGUGGAAUACGUAAACAAGAUAAUAAAAUAAUAGAAAAAAUUCUUGGCGGUAAAUCAGCUGAACCACAUUCAUGGCCAUGGGCUGUUCGUUUAUCUGUGAAGUUACCACAUCGAAGACCAGUUACAUUCUGUGGUGGGACAUUAAUUGCACCACAAUGGAUAUUAACUGCAGCUCAUUGUGUUCUAGUGGAAAAUAAACAUAUUCCAGUUGGAAAACCAGUUAUGUUAGCUGAUCAUAUGAAAAGUACAAUCUAUGCACAUUUAGGUGAUCAUGAUCGAUAUAAAAAAGAAGCUGCACAAGUUGAUCAUCGUGUUACUGUUGCUAUACUUCAUCCAAAUUAUCAUAGAAAAUUACAAACUGAUGGAUAUGAUAUUGCAUUGUUACGUCUCUCAGAACCAGUUAAAACAUCACCAGAAAUUGAUUUUGCAUGUUUACCAACAAAAGAUUUAAAAUUAACACCGAAUUCCAAAUGUUAUGCUGUUGGUUGGGGUAGUAAUAAAGGUGCAAAAAUACCAACAUUUGAUAAUAUACAUAGUAUAUUAGAAUCAUUAUUUUUACCAUUUCCAUCAUUAUUUACAACACCAUUUAGAUUUGGUAGAAGUGAAUCAACAAUAUGGAAUAUUAAAAAAUUAGAAGAAGAAGAAUCAUCAAGAGAAUUACAUGAAGUUGAAUUACCAAUUGUUUCUAUAGAAGAUUGUCGUAAACAUUAUGCUGAUAUUAGUUCUAAAGUUCAUGUAUGUGCUGGUGCUAGAAAUAAAGAUACAUGUGCAGGUGAUAGUGGUGGUGGUCUUUAUUGUUAUUUAGAAGAGACUAAUCGUUGGCAUGUUGUUGGUGUAACAAGUUUUGGUUUAGCACGUGGUUGUGGUUUAAAUCCUGGUGUUUAUACAUCAACAACAUCACAUAUGGAUUGGUUAUCAAAACAAUUAGCAACAAAGAUAUUUUAAAAAAAUCAAAAAAAAAGAAAGAAAAAAAGGAGAAAAAAAGAAAAACAUCAAUGAGAAAAAAAACAUACUAUUGAUAAUAAUAAUAAUAAUAAUAAUCUCUAUCAGUUACUUUAUUAAGAUUUCUUCUAACGAAAAAUCGAUAUGAAUAUGAUCAAUUGAAUAUAUUUUUUAUUGAUUUUAUUAUUUAUGUAAAUUUAUUAGAUAAAUUAGUAAUUAAAAUAUACCCCCCCCCAUUUUGUUUUGUUUAUUUAAACAUAUAAACAUUGGUAUAAAGAUUCAUGAAAUAGAUUUAUGUUAGGGGUGAGAUACUACCCGGGUGCUCACCAAACCGAAGCAAGUGACCUUCUUAGGGAGCCACAACCCGAGACACUGACUUAAAGGUCUAGUCCACAAGGCAGUGGAGUAACGUCAGGAAAUGCAGUACCAUGGUAGCCGGUGACCAACGAUUGGUUCAUACACUAUUUGUUCCCUCAGGAUACUGGAGACCAUAUGCACCAUUGGUUUGAAAUCAGUUUUAAAACUUUUCUAGGUGGACUCUGUGUGUCCUCCAACCCGGUUAAAUCGCCGGAUAUUCGCUUUUCGUCUUCUCAAUUUUGUAAACGACACCCGUGGUGUGAGAAGGCAGUGAGUACGACUUACCUGGCAGUGGCUGUAUACCUGGAGCGCCCGUGCGGUAGGUGGGCAUUCUACCAUUGAAUCACCGACGCGAUGUUCUAGGUUCUACAGCACAUAUGACGAAUGCAUCUGUAUGACCUAAUGUUCUAACCAUGAGACAUGAAUAUUGUAGGUUUGUUCGUUUUGGGAAUCUUUGGUGACCACCACUGAGGAUGAAAC